CUUAAAGACCUUCCGAACGCACAGGUUGAGAUUCAUCAGUACACAUUCAUUCGCGGCGCGGGAAACAAUUAAUCUACUCGACAAUGUGGAUUUAUCUGACGGUGUUGGCGCUGACCUUGGCGGUCUUGUGGGUUCGCAAGCGCUACGCAUACUGGAAGGAGCGUGGAAUACCAUAUGUGGAACCGAGCUUCCCAGCCGGGAACAUUCGUGGCAUGGGACGGAAGGAGCACUUCUCGACUCAAAUGCAGCGCUGUUAUAAGGAGCUUAAAGGAAAGGGUCCAGUUGGAGGUGUGUUCUUCUUCAUAAAUCCGGUUCCUCUGGCGUUGGAUUUGGACUUUAUCAAAACUGUUCUGGUGAAGGAUUUCCAAUACUUCCACGACCGAUCGAUUUACUAUAAUGAGAAAGAUGAUCCUCUGUCGGCUCAUUUGGUCGCGUUGGAGGGUGCCAAGUGGAAAAAUCUCAGAACCAAGUUGACGCCAACGUUCACUUCAGGGAAGAUGAAAACUAUGUUCCCAACUAUCAUUGGAGUGGCGGAUGAAUUUCAGAAAAUGAUGAAGAACGAAGUGGUGGGUAAUACGGAAAUCGAGAUGAAAGAUAUUCUUGCUAGGUUUACGACAGAUGUGAUUGGUACUUGUGCAUUUGGAAUAGAGUGUAACAGUUUGCAAGAUCCGAAUGCUCAAUUCAGACGCAUGGGACGAAAAAUAUUUUCAGUUGCUAAAGGACGUUUACUGAAGUUAAUAACCGCGCAGCAGUUCCGUUCGCUAGCGCGAAUGCUUGGGAUAACCCUAAUUGAUAAAGAUGUGUCGGAUUUCUUCAUCGGUGCUGUGAGGGACACAAUUAAGUAUCGUGAAGAGAACAAAAUCGAAAGAAAUGAUUUCAUGAGUCUGUUGAUGAAGCUGAAGAAUGAUGAAUCAUCGCAGGAUACGAAUUCAGGCGACGUGGAAACUUUGACUGUGGAACAAAUUGCGGCACAGGCAUUUGUGUUCUUCUUGGCUGGUUUUGAAACAUCAUCGACGGCAAUGUCAAACAGCUUGUACGAACUUGCGCAAAAUUCUGACCUUCAAAACAAGGCACGCAAAAGUGUAAUGGAUGCAAUCAAAAAGUACGGCUCAUUAACAUAUGAAGCAAUGCAAGACAUGCAGUACAUUGAUCAAUGCAUUAACGAAUCACUACGAAAAUAUCCCCCGGCGUCGAACUUAACCCGGACGGUGUCUACGGAUUAUAAGCUCCCGGACAGCAAUGUUGUCCUCCAGCAGGGCUCUACUUUGAUCGUGCCGGUGUACGCCCUGCACCACGAUGCAGAAUACUACCCAGAUCCAGAAAAGUACGACCCAGAUCGAUUCACACCGGAAGAGGUGGCCAAACGGAAUCCGUACUGUUUCCUGCCGUUUGGUGAGGGUCCCCGUAAUUGCAUUGGAAUGCGUUUCGGUAUGCUGCAAGCCCGAGUAGGACUGGCUUACCUGUUGAGGGAUUUCAGUUUCACGUUGUCCAACAAAACACCGGUGCCGUUGAAAAUUUCACCUCACAGUCCUAUUCUCACAUCGGAAGGUGGACUGUGGUUGAAUGUGCGGAAGCUGUAAAGGCUCUGUAUUACCUUCGAUUCAAUCUGAAUUGAGCUUAAUGUUAUGAAACGCACCCAUAAGUGGUAAAAAACUAUUUUUCUAAAGUCUUAAAAUUAGAAUAGGGAGUGAAUUGGUUCUUCGUUAUGACAAGGUGAUAUUGACCGAAGGUGCCAAACUGCAAUGAGACCCUUCAACUGCGAGGCACAAUUAUAACUGAACAUUAUAAUUGAGGGGCCAGAGGCAACCUGUGUUGACAUUAGGCUGAUACAAAUAUUAAUUUUCUUUUAUGUCACCCCCCCCCC
Messenger RNA from Aedes aegypti (yellow fever mosquito), 1864 nucleotides. RefSeq names its product probable cytochrome P450 6a14. The coding region runs from base 84 to 1580 and encodes 498 amino acids. The transcript has 2 exons. The record is from RefSeq and is a predicted model, not a curated record. Gene Ontology annotation, molecular function: oxidoreductase activity, acting on paired donors, with incorporation or reduction of molecular oxygen; monooxygenase activity; iron ion binding. Lineage: Eukaryota; Metazoa; Arthropoda; Insecta; Diptera; Culicidae.